UGGUUGUAUGCAUUGAACGAGUGAUCAGUUGUUCAGUUGUUUUGUUAUCAAAACAUUGAAUCAGUUUUGGACGCAAUUUGCAAAUAACGGAUCAAAUGAAGUGAUUCUUUGAUUAUCGCCGAACCACACGACCAGUCCAUCGCAAGUAUGUCCAUUCAGUCGUCCGCAGCCAUCACUCAGCAAAACACCACUCAAUUGAACACUGAAUCCGAUGUCAAAGAGAGCCAUAAAUUCAAUUUCAUCUACACUUCAGACUUGGAUGACGUCUUCUUUAGGAUCAAAUGCGGUACUUUAGAGGGAUUGGAGACCAACUGUAAACUUAAUGAUCACUUGGUAUCACCACAUCUUUACAUAACAUGUGAUCUCUAUUCCAAUGGACACCUCUUGUGUCCAACACAACAGACUCCUUACAAACAUAUGACCACCAGAUUUGACUGGAAUGAGUGGCUGUUAUUCCCUCUGAAACUGUCAGACAUUCCUCGCGACACUCUCUUAAGUCUAACGGUUGUUGACACAUCCAGUGGCGGCAAACCUCUCAUUUUGGGCGGAACUGCGAUCACAGUCUUCGGAAAACACGGCUCAUUGCGGAGAGGGAUGUAUGACCUGAGGGUUUGGCCGAACACUAACAACAACUCGGAUGACAAUCACAUGAAUAAAGGAAAGCAUAAUAUCUCGGAUGAAAUCAAUCGAUUGAAUAAACUGAAGAAGAAGUACAGAAACGGCGAAUUGGUUCGCAUUGAUUGGUUGGAUAGACUCACGUUUCUGGAGAUCGAGAAUAAGGUUCAGAAUGAGAAGAAGAACACCAGUUAUAUCUACCUCUCGAUUGAGUUUCCCGUUGUGUCCAUCAAUGGUGUCGACCAUUCGGUGGUAUACUUCGAAAGGGGAGCUGAAGAGAGCUGUCAGUACAGCUUCAUUGAGAAUGAUUUGGUGAUAAUUGCCGACCCGGAGAUGUCACUGGAAAAUCUGGUUGAAAGCAAACACCAUAAGCUGUCCCGAAGUGUGAGGAGUGGUAUCAAUGAUCGGGAUCUGAAGCCGAACGCGGCGGUCAGAGACCAAUUGAAUGCCAUUAUGUGUUACCCUCCAACCAAAGUGUUGACUAAUGAAGAACAGGACUUAUUGUGGAAAUUCCGCUUCUAUUUAGUGAAUCAGAAGAAAGCGUUGACUAAAUUCCUGAAGUCUGUCAACUGGCAGUUGACUAACGAAGCACAUCAGGCCAUCCAAUUGCUCGCCAAUUGGCAACCCAUCGACAUCGAGGACGCGUUGGAACUGUUGUCGCCUCUGUUCCAACACCAGGCCGUCAGACGAUAUGCCGUCACACGUCUACGACACGCACCCGACGAGGAACUGCUGUUAUAUUUACUGCAAUUAGUUCAGGCGCUCAAGUAUGAGAACUUUGAAGACAUUAGACUUGCAUUUGAAAGGGAAAAGACUAUUCCUAUGGAAGACAAGACUACCGAUAGAGAAAGAAAGAGCAGCACAUCGUCCGCUGUUUUGAGUGAUUCCUUAAAUUCGUUGAGAAUUGAAGUCCAAACCAAUGAAAACAUUGAAAGUGAUGCCAAUGAAAAAGAGGAGGAUUUGUCGACAUUCCUGAUCUCGAGGACGAGUGCGAACGACACGUUAGCCAACUAUUUCUUCUGGUAUUUGAUGGUUGAGUGCGAAAACGGACAAAUCAAUGACGUGUCCAACACUACCACUAAUGCCAACAAUGCCAGUGAACCGAUUCGAGUGAGCGAUAUGUACCUAAUAAUGAUGAGACGAUUCAGUUGUAGACUACACAGAGGGAGCGCCGACAUGAAGGCGCGCCGACAGCUGCUGACCAGACAGCAGACAUUUGUAGAGAAAUUGGUAGCACUGAUGAAAGUGGUGGCGCGAGAGAACGGCAACCGAAAGAAGAAGAUUGAACGCCUCCAGAACCUGCUGUCCGACGCCGAUACCUUCAAAAUCAAUUUCACGACCUUUGAUCCCUUACCCCUACCCCUCGACCCCGACAUUAAGAUAACGGGUGUCAUGCCCUCCAAAGCUACACUUUUCAAGAGCGCUCUUAUGCCGGGAAAACUGGCGUUUAUGACCACAAAUAAUAGCGAGUAUUUCCUAAUCUUCAAACACGGCGAUGACCUCAGACAGGAUCAGCUCAUCCUUCAAAUGAUUACUUUAAUGGAUAAACUGUUGCGCAGAGAGAACCUCGACUUAAAGCUCACUCCGUAUAGGGUUUUGGCCACAAGUAGUAAACACGGAUUCGUUCAGUUCAUUGACUCGAUAUCAGUGGCCGAAGCGCUGGCAGCCGAAGGAAGUAUUCAAAACUACUUCCGAAAGCAUACGCCCGCAGACGCCAUAUAUGGCAUAUCUCCUGAAGUAAUGGACGCGUACGUCAAGUCAUGCGCUGGUUAUUGUGUGAUAACAUACCUGUUGGGCGUCGGUGACCGACAUUUAGAUAAUUUAUUACUGACGCGAACCGGAAAGUUGUUUCACAUAGACUUCGGGUUCAUUCUGGGCAGAGAUCCCAAACCAAUGCCACCGCCAAUGAAAUUAAGUCGUGAAAUGGUGGACGCCAUGGGCGGCACUAAUUCCGAACACUACCAGUCCUUUCGAAAGCUGUGUUAUACGGCUUUUCUGCAUCUAAGACGACACGCGAACCUAAUACUGAACUUAUUCUCGCUUAUGGUCGACGCCAGUGUCCCCGACAUUGCCUUAGAACCCGACAAAACGGUUAAGAAAGUUCAGGAUAAGUUCAGACUCGACCUCAACGACGAGGAGGCCGUUCACUACAUGCAAGCGCUCAUUGAUGUGAGCGUUAAAGCAGUCAUUCCAGCCGUUGUCGAGCAGAUCCACAAAAUGGCUCAGUAUUGGAGGAACUGAUUACUGAUUGCCUUAUCAUAUGUGCCUUAUAUUCGGCUUAUUAUUUAAAUUGAAUUCAUAUAAUUUGGAAAUUAUCGACACUUUUCAUAAUUUAUUCAAUAAUUGUAUGAAUUUUUAGUUUAAAUAUAUUUUAAAUUAUUAAUGUAUAGAACGGCUUAUAAGGCGACCAAACUGUCCAAAGGUUUUAGUUCACACAAAAGUCUUUUAAUUUAUUGUUUACAUUACAAAUUAGUUUACAU
Molecule: messenger RNA, 3095 nt
Organism: Oppiella nova
Lineage: Eukaryota; Metazoa; Arthropoda; Arachnida; Sarcoptiformes; Oppiidae
Source: the annotation of a GenBank genome assembly